ACACCACAUUCUCAAGGUAGUCUCAGUGUGUCCUAUAGUCUCGAGAUGUACGCGGUCGUGGUACUUACAGGGCUGAUGGUGGUGGCGGUUACGGGGGAGACGUACACCACCAAGUUCGACAACGUCGAUCUCGAAAACAUCCUCAAAAAUGACCGCCUUUUCCUCAACUACUUCAACUGCAUCAUGGAUAAGGGGAAGUGCUCUCCAGAUGGCGAGGAACUGAAAAAGCACAUCCCCGAAGCCCUGGAGAACGCGUGCGCCAAGUGCAGUGAGAAGCAGAAACAAGGCGGGGAGAAGGUGCUGAAGUACAUGUACGAGAAGAAGCCCGAUUUGUUCCGACAACUGGAGGAGAAGUUCGACCCUGAGGGCAAGUACAGGGUCAAGUACCGCAAACUUGCCCAGGAGAGGGGAUACAAGGUUUAAUCUACCAUAAGUGACUUUUUACAAGAAACAAUCAUUGUUGAUCAUGAGUAGUGAUAGUAAAGAUGUAUUGUUA
Messenger RNA from Homalodisca vitripennis (glassy-winged sharpshooter), 496 nucleotides. RefSeq names its product ejaculatory bulb-specific protein 3-like. The record is from RefSeq and is a predicted model, not a curated record. Bases 46 to 423 code for a protein of 125 amino acids. NCBI's taxonomy places the organism in Eukaryota, Metazoa, Arthropoda, Insecta, Hemiptera, Cicadellidae. The transcript has 2 exons.